Messenger RNA from Cladocopium goreaui, 3297 nucleotides. The record is from the annotation of a GenBank genome assembly. Lineage: Eukaryota; Dinophyceae; Suessiales; Symbiodiniaceae.
AUGCUGCUGAAGAACAUGAAUGCUGUGUCCGAGUUUGCAAGACCAGUGAAGAAAGCCAAGAUCAAUAGUACAGGUCCUGAUUCCGACGUUUGGCAUUCCCUAGAAGCGAUCCAGGCUGGCAAACUCGUGACGUCACCGUUUCCGGAAGAGGGCGUACUGACAGUACCCCAACUACUCGAGCGGUCGGUGAAGCGCUAUGCUGAUCGACAAGCUCAAGGAAUUCGACCCUUGCUGUCUUGGAAAAAGGACGAAGGCUACAGAUUUCCAGCCAAGGUCUUUGGAGAGACGCACUGGCGAAGCUAUCGGGAAUUCGGUGAUUUAUGCAAGGCUUUUGGGGCUGGUUUGCGAGCACUUGGCUUGGAGCCGCAGCCUGAAGGAGAGUUCGACAGCCUCACUGGAAAGUUCAAGAUCAUGAUGUAUGAGGACACCUGUGCCGAUUGGCAGGUAUGCGCGUUUGGCGCCAUGUCGCAGAACAUCGUGGUGGCCACCGCCUAUGCGACCCUUGGGACCGAUGCAGUGGUCCACGCGGUCAACGAAGGAGCCGUUUCGGCCAUUGUGUGCAAUCGCAAAUCUGCGGAGGGCUUGGAGAAGAUUGCGGAGCAAAUGCCUUCCCUGGAGGCCAUUAUAUACCUGGACUAUUUGUGCACGCCCGAAGAAUGCCAAACCAAAUUGAAGAGCAGCUCCAAGUCGGUGAAACUUCUCUCCUGGCAGGAGGUCAUCGAGCUGGGCAAGGCCAACCCCAAGGAGUCCACUCCCGCGAAGCCUGACUCUAUCGCGGUGCUGAUGUACACCAGCGGCUCAACCGGCCCACCAAAGGGUGUGAUGCUGCAACAUCAACAACUGGUGGCAUUUGUUGCAUCAUGCUUCAUUCAAUUCUCAGAGGUCUUGGACGAUCUAGGAUCCCAUACCUUCCUCGGAUAUCUUCCACUGGCUCACAUUUUGGCAGUGGUAGCAGAGUUGCUUUUCUACACCACUGGCAACCGCAUUGCCUAUGCAGAUCCCAAGUCUCUUCUGCCAGGUCCCGAGAGGUGUUACCCCAAGGGAGCUCUUGAGGAGUUCGCUCCAACUUUGAUGGCUGGGGUACCGAAGGUCUGGGAGACCAUCAAGAAAGGUGCAGAGACGAAAGUUGAGAAGAGUGGACCUGUGGUGGCAUUUCUCUUCAAGCUGGCGAUGCGGAUCAAGAAAUCCGCGGUGCGGCAGAACCGCUACACACCGCUGUUCGACCUGUUGGUGUUCAAGAAGUUCAAGUCCAUGCUUGGUGGAUGUAUGAAGUUCACAUUAUCUGGCGGUGGUGCUAUCUCCCCUGAUGUUCAGGAAUGGGUGCGGACAGCCUUUGGCUGUCCGCUCAUUCAAGGUUACGGCCUUACAGAGACCUGCGGUGGCGCUGUGCUUCAAAAGCCGCUGGCAGAUCCAUCCGUUGGAUUCGUUGGAUCCGUCCUGUCCUCCGUCGAACUGACACUUCACUCAGAGCCAGAGAUCACCGACAACGAUGGCAAGCCCUACCUUUGUACAGACAAGGUGCAUUCAGAUGGCUCCGCCUGCUGCGGUCGGGGAGAAAUUUGGAUGAGAGGUAAUUCCAUCGGUUCUGGCUAUUACAAGCUGCCAGAGCAGACAGCAGCAGACUUCGACAACGACGGCUGGUUCCACUCUGGAGACAUCGGGCUGAUCACGCCCGAAGGAAAAGUCAAGAUCAUCGAUCGCAAGAAGAAUCUUGUGAAGCUGAAAGGUGGCGAAUACGUUGCCUUGGAGCUGAUCAAUGUGACCUACAACAAUCAUGAACUCAUCAACGCGGAUGCUGGAGGUGUGUGCUCUUUUGCAAGCCAUGAAAUCGAUCGGCCCGUCCUGCUUGCUCAGUGCAAGAAGAAGGAGCUCUUAGCUUUGGCUGCUGCGAAUGGCGUCACCGGGAAAGAUGAUGAUGCUCUUUGCAAAGACCCCAAGGUCAUGGCAGCUGUUAAGACUGCUCUGGAUGCAGUGGCGAAGGCACAUAAGCUUCCGGCCUUGAUGCAAGCGAUUGCAGUGAUGCCUGUGUUGGAGCCCUGGACCCGCGAAGUUCGGCUGCUGCUGGGGGGCUGUUCGGCUGUGAUGGAACCUGAUGAGUUUUUUUGCGAUCAGAUUGGACUGGUAGCAGUUCAGGUGGCCCAAGCCACGUGUCUUCGAUUUAGAGAUGCGAUAGGCUGCUGCAAACGAAAUGAUGACAAUCCUGCCCAGGAGUUGUCGUGCAGCUCUACCGAAGGUGCAGAGACGAAAGUUGAGAAGAGUGGACCUGUGCCCCAGCCUAAGGGCCUAAGGGCGAGGGUGGCAUUUCUCUUCAAGCUGGCGAUGCGGAUCAAGAAAUCCGCGGUGCGGCAGAACCGCUACACACUGCUGUUCGACCUGCUGGUCGCGAGCUCAGGUGUUCAAGAAGUUCAAGUCCAUGUUGAGAUCUCAGAAACCUCAGAAACCAAUGGUGCAGCCUGGCUUCCCAUUUGGGAAGUUCCACCAAUGGACGAAAUAGGAAGGCUUGGUGGAUGUAUGAAGUUCACAUUAUCUGGCGGUGGUGCCAUCUCCCCUGAUGUUCAGGAAUGGGUGCGGACAGCCUUUGGCUGUCCUCUCAUUCAAAGUUGGCUUCAAAAGCCGCUGGCAGAUCCAUCCGUUGGAUUCGUUGGAUCCGUCCUGUCCUCCGUCGAACUGACACUUCACUCAGAGCCAGAGAUCACCGACAACGAUGGCAAGCCCUACCUUUGUACAGACAAGGUGCAUUCAGAUGGCUCCGCCUGCUGCGGCCGGGGAGAAAUUUGGAUGAGAGGUAAUUCCAUCGGUUCUGGCUAUUACACGCUGCCAGAGCAGACAGCAGCAGACUUCGACAAAGACGGCUGGCACAGGGCCUUGGACGUUGAGCCCUUUCGCUGUUUCAACGGGCCGUUGGGCCGCGGUGUUGAGGUUCCACUCUGGAGACAUCGGGCUGAUCACGCCCGAAGGCUGUCCACUCUUGGAGGAAAAGUCAAGAUCAUCGAUCGCAAAGAGAAUCUUGUGAAGCUGAAAGAAGGCGAACACGUUGCCUUGGAGCUGAUCAAUGUGACCUACAACAAUCAUGAACUCGUCAACGCGGAUGCUGGAGGUGUGUGCUCUUUUGCAAGCCAUGAAAUCGAUCGGCCCGUCCUGCUUGCUCAGUGCAAGAAGAAGGAGCUCUUAGCUUUGGCUGCUGCGAAUGGCGUCACCGGGAAAGAUGAUGAUGCUCUUGCAAAGACCCCAAGGUCAUGGCAGCUGUUAAGACUGCUCUGGAUGCAGUGGCGAAGGCACAUAAGCUUCCGGCCUUGA